Linnemannia hyalina is the source of this 915-nucleotide messenger RNA. NCBI's taxonomy places the organism in Eukaryota, Fungi, Mortierellomycota, Mortierellomycetes, Mortierellales, Mortierellaceae. The record is from the annotation of a GenBank genome assembly.
AUGGCCCCCAUCAUCUCCAAGAUCUACAUCUACCCCAUCAAGUCUUGCAAGGCCAUCGAGUUGACCGAGUCCCAGCUCUCCAAAUAUGGACUCUUGCACGAUCGCGUCUUCUUGGUUAUCGACCCCGCCACGAACAAGCAGAGAACCAUGCGUGAACUUGCCAUGAUGUCCCAGGCUGAGCCAAAGAUCGAGGGUGACAAGCUUGUUAUCAAUGCCGGCGGCAAGACCCUGACUGUCCCCUUGGUUCCCGACAUCUCCAAUUACGAAGAUCGCACUGUCACUGUCUGGAAGGAUACUUUGGAAACCGCCGAUUUGGGAGAGGAGGCUGCCCAGUUUUUCACCGAGUACCUCGGUGUCCCAUCUCGCCUUGUUUUCAAGUCCCCCAACCACAAGCGUCCUGUCGUCGAGCAUGCUCCUGGUGUCAAUGAGAUCGGUUUCGUCCCUGAGACCGCAUUCGCAGACAAUUUCCCCAUCCUGUGCUUGUCGGAGGAGUCUGUCAAAGACAUCAACACCCAUUUGGAAAACCCCAUCGGAGCCUUGAACUUCCGUCCCAACAUUGUCGUCUCUGGCGUCUCCAAGCCCUUUGAGGAGGAUGAGUGGUGCCUGGUCGAUAUCAAUGGCUUGACAUAUUACUUCACCUGCCGCUGCACCCGCUGCGAUAUGCCCAAUGUCGACCCCGCCACCGGAAACAAGGACAAGUUCCAGCCUCAGAAGACUCUCCAGAGCAUCCGUCGCGUGGACAAGGGGAAGGCUGCCAAGUGGAACGCCUGCGUUGGAAUCAACGCCGUCCCCAGCGCUCACACUGGUACCAUCCGUGUUGGCGAUAUCCUCGAUGUCAAGCAGGUCUUUGAGGGCGACCGUCAGCGUUCUGGACAGUCCGGCUGGACCACCAAGGCCAUCACGGUUGGCGCUUAA